This is a messenger RNA of Dictyostelium purpureum, 640 nucleotides long. RefSeq lists its product as uncharacterized. Lineage: Eukaryota; Evosea; Eumycetozoa; Dictyosteliales; Dictyosteliaceae. The transcript has 4 exons. The record is from RefSeq and is a predicted model, not a curated record. The coding region runs from base 43 to 450 and encodes 135 amino acids.
UAUUUAAAAAUAUUAAUAUUUAAUUAAAAAAUACAAAUACAAAUGAAAUUAUUACUUACUCUCUUUGUAAUUUUACUAACAUUCUCGGCUAUUGUUUCAUCUGAAGAGGCUUACUUUGCUUUUAAGACCCAUGGAGGUGGUCAUGACUUUGUCUUCAAAUUAACAGAUCCAGAGAAAAUUAAAACUGCAAGAAACAUUUUAUCAGGAGAUGAAACUGAAACCACACAUGUAAUGGGAAGAUUUAAAAAGUCUCAAAAACCAUAUAACCCACAUUACAGUUUCCAUUUAGAUCCAGAUCAAAUUUCCUUUUUCCAACUUGCUAUUGAGGUUUGUGAUGCAGAACUUGGAUAUGUUGAAGAACAUCUUGAUGAAGCAUGCGGUGCUUUCUUACCAGGUUGUUUCUACUGUCCAUGGUCAAGUAAAUUAACUAGAGAAAUUCACAUGAAAUAAAAAAUCAUAUGUUAUCAGUAUAGUUUAAAGUAAUGAUCAAAUUAAAUCAUCAAUUUUUGAAGUAAAAUUAAAACAAUAAACUAUACAUAUUAUUUAAAAAUAUUUUAUUUUUUGCAUUUUAAAUCUAAAAUAUAAAUCUCUUCCAUAACAUUAAAGAGCUUUGUAUUUAUACCAAAAAUGUAACAUUCAU